AUAUGAGGUUCUCCUCACUCUCAUCCGUGGUGAUGAACUGAACUGGGAUAAGCCAGACAGAGUCUGGAUGCAUCAAAACGACACCACAGUGUCCAUCGUGGAUCGCAUCCCGGCAACGACGAGUGGAUUCUGGUGAACGCCGAGGCGGGCAAUGUUCUACGAGUCCAAUACGACGACGACAACUUUAACAUGAUCGUCGACCAGCUGAAGAGCCACAGGACGGACGUCGACGUCAAGAACCGCGCGAUGUUCAUCGACGACGCAUUUGCGCCCACUAGCGCUUCGAUGGACAUGAGUCAGGUUAGAGCUAUGAGGACGACUGAGUACCUGGACGACGAGACAGAGUACAUACCGUGGAAGACUGCGCUGACGUGCAUGGACAAUGUAGAUCUGAUGCUCAGCAGAGAUGCAACCAAUGCAGAUUUAUUCAGUACAUACAUGUUGAAUAGAACUGACUUGCUCUAUAACACCUAUGGCUGGCAUGUCUCCGAAGACCAGACAGAUCAUCUCCUCACGAAUCUGCGCAUUGAAGCGACGUCAACUGCGUGUAAAUAUAGCAACACUGAAUGUCUCGCCGAAGCUCUGCUAGAAUUCCAACAGUGGCAAGAAAGCGUAACUGCCGGAACACAGAAUCCCAUCGCUGUGGAUUAUCGUUCCAUUGUCUACUGCAACGGAAUCAAGGCGGGUUCAGAUCUAGAGUGGCAGUUGACCUGGGAUACCUUCGUUGACAAUAAAUCGCCUCAGGAUCGCAGUAAUCUACUCUACGGACUAUCCUGUUCAACGGAGGAGGAUAUUCUUAAUAAGAAUCUUGAACUGGCACUCAAUGAUGCUAACCUGGAAAAUAAGGAUGAUGCCUAUAGGAUGAUGUACUACACGGCUCUUAAUUUUGCCGGACGGGACCUGACGUGGGAAUUCGUCCAGACAAAUUUCAUCGCAAUAAAUAAAAGGAUUGAGCAGGCAAGACUCGAUUCGGUUGUGACAGCCAUUACAACAGGUUUCAACACAGACACUGAGCUUGAAGAUGUCAAAAAGUUCCGUGAGAAUCCCGGUGCAGUGGACAGCGAAUUCAAAGAAAUGUGGGAUGCUGCUGAAGAGAGAGUAGAAGCAAACAUCGUGUACAUGGCCAAUAAUGAGGCCGAGCUGGUGCAGUGGCUGACAGACAUCAACGCUGGCACGAGAGAUGCGUUCGGAAACGUCCUUUAAUGAAUGCGAAACCAACAAUCCCACUGAUUAGGAGUCGAGAUCGACCCCCCUGUUUGUAUUUUCUGGAGAACAAUAAUAUAAUUAAUAAUAUUAUAAUAUAUAUAUAUAUAAUUAUUAUAAUAAUAUUAAUAAUUAAUAUAAUAAUUUUUGGUAAUUUGUUCGACAGCAAUGACAUCUGUCUUCUAGGCAACGUGUCGUCAGCGGUAAUAGAUUGACGUCACCGGUCCAUUACCACUCUGUCACACUUGUGCUUGAUAUCAUCAGUUUGCGAAAGGCGGAUAGUUGUGACAUAUGUUCAAUGUGUUACUAUUUAAUGCAGUUAAAUUAUAUUUACAAAUAAAGCUGUCGUAAUUCGUGUUAGAAUUAUUUGUUUUGUUUUUCGACUCAUUUAAAGAAUUUCAGUUUC
Messenger RNA from Priapulus caudatus, 1609 nucleotides. Its product is annotated as aminopeptidase N-like. The transcript has 9 exons. Gene Ontology annotation, biological process: proteolysis; peptide catabolic process. Gene Ontology annotation, molecular function: zinc ion binding; metalloaminopeptidase activity; peptide binding. NCBI's taxonomy places the organism in Eukaryota, Metazoa, Priapulida, Priapulimorpha, Priapulimorphida, Priapulidae. The record is from RefSeq and is a predicted model, not a curated record. The coding region runs from base 190 to 1203 and encodes 337 amino acids. Gene Ontology annotation, cellular component: cytoplasm.